Messenger RNA from Carica papaya (papaya), 640 nucleotides. RefSeq names its product RNA polymerases M/15 Kd subunit (gene NRPB9A). NCBI's taxonomy places the organism in Eukaryota, Viridiplantae, Streptophyta, Magnoliopsida, Brassicales, Caricaceae. Gene Ontology annotation, cellular component: RNA polymerase II, core complex. The record is from RefSeq and is a predicted model, not a curated record. Gene Ontology annotation, biological process: transcription-coupled nucleotide-excision repair; maintenance of transcriptional fidelity during transcription elongation by RNA polymerase II; transcription initiation at RNA polymerase II promoter. Gene Ontology annotation, molecular function: zinc ion binding; nucleic acid binding; DNA-directed RNA polymerase activity.
CUGCCACUGGUAGAAAGUACCGGAGAGUAGGGAACUGGAGGCGGAAGACAGGCAAACAAGAGAAUCCCUUCUCUCCGCUCAGUUCUCAAGCUCUCGCCCCAAGCUUUAGCGAAGAUGAGUACCAUGAAAUUCUGCCGCGAAUGCAAUAAUAUUCUCUAUCCUAAAGAAGACAAGGACCAGAAGAUCCUUCUCUAUGCUUGCCGCAAUUGUGAUCACCAGGAAGUUGCUGAUAAUAACUGUGUAUAUAGAAAUGAAGUGCACCACUCUGUUGGGGAACAAACCCAAAUAUUGUCAGAUGUGGCUGCGGAUCCGACUCUUCCCCGUACUAAAUCUGUUCGUUGUGUAAAAUGCCAGCAUGGAGAAGCUGUCUUCUUCCAGGCGGCUUCUAGAGGCGAAGAGGGUAUGACACUGUUUUUCGUCUGUUGCAACCCGAAUUGUAAUUAUCGAUGGAGAGAAUGAGAUUUUGCUGUUUAUGAAUCAUGAGGUUGAUGUUUUUUUUUAACUAGCAUGGCUAAAGACCACCUGUGGUCAAAUCUUUAUUUGGAGGUUGUAAAAUGAUAAUCUUUUGCUCUGGGUUACUUGCAACUCCUAAAAUUGAUUAGGAAAUAUAUUAUCUAUCAGUUUUUGGCCUCUCAGAAAA